Messenger RNA from Chaetomium globosum CBS 148.51, 2481 nucleotides. RefSeq lists its product as uncharacterized. Gene Ontology annotation, molecular function: ATP binding; 6-phosphofructo-2-kinase activity. NCBI's taxonomy places the organism in Eukaryota, Fungi, Ascomycota, Sordariomycetes, Sordariales, Chaetomiaceae. The coding region runs from base 1 to 2481 and encodes 826 amino acids. Gene Ontology annotation, cellular component: cytosol. The record is from RefSeq and is a predicted model, not a curated record. Gene Ontology annotation, biological process: fructose 2,6-bisphosphate metabolic process; fructose metabolic process. The transcript is spliced from 5 exons.
AUGCAGCACGCGCAGGACGGGGUCCAACUCGACAAGCAACGGGCCAGUCGAGGCAGUUUGUCAGUUGAGUCACUCCACCAGCGAGUUCGGUGCGAGUCAAGUUACGUCAUCUCGUUUCCAACUUGGACCCCCGUGCCCGUGCCCAGAGCCCCCGAAAGCCAAGUCUCCAUCGCACCAAAAUUUGACUUUGCCUCACACAUUCGACGCAAGACUGUUGCGUACGGACCAAAAAAGGUGCAAUCCGUACAAUCUGUACAAUCUAUGCAAUCUGUGCAACUGUCACAAACCUUUUCUUUGGACCUCCGGUCCCUUUAUAUUAGCCAAAUCUCGUGCCUCGUCCAUGUCGCGGCAUCCGUCUCCCUCCCCCGACCAACUGAGUCUCCAAGCCAAAGGUCUCAAUUCUUUAUCAUCUUACAUUUUUACAUCUCUCCUUCCAUCACCGGCACCACGGCUGACUAUCUACAUUUCGAAGAAGACGCUGUUGCUGUCGCGCCGCAGCCACAAGACCAAUCACUGCGGAAACUUGCUAUGAGCCAUCGGAUGGGUGCUGCGUUUUCCGGACCUUCUUCACCCACGAUCCAAGCCGACGUCGAUAACCGCAAUGCGGACGCCCAACAUCUACACACCACUGCUUUACCCCCUCCAGCCUUGACGAAUGCGCUGAAGACAUUGAAGACUUCCGACCCCGGCGUGCCCGGCCCUCCCAAUGGACUUCCCAACGGCCUUCAUUAUGACUCGCCCUACUCGCACAGCAUCUCCUCCACGGCACCGGCUUCGCCCCGGAUUCCGCCGGUACGACAAAACUCGGGGAGCCACACACCGAGAGUCCGUCCGCAUGCGACGACGCUCAACAUACCAGGAAUGACACGCUCAAGGGCAUCUCCUGAUGGCCGCAUCCCGGAUAGGGACGUGGCCGCCAAGUUGGUCAUCAUCAUGGUCGGCCUCCCGGCCAGGGGCAAGUCCUACAUCACGAAGAAACUCCAUCGUUAUUUGUCCUGGCAACAACACAAUACUAAAAUCUUCAAUGUGGGUCACCGCCGACGCAUUGCCGCUGGCGUGGCCAACCCUGCGGAUAUGUCCCCAACUUCUACAACCAACAGGCACGACGUGCCGAGCCAGGCGGCGACGAUCCUGUCGAAGGGCGCAAAGGGACCCGAUAUUGUGCUGGACGACGAGCCGACGAAACUCGACCUCAAUAAGGCCAAAUCUAAGGAGAAGAUGGAUCAGUCGGCCAGCUUCUUCGACCCCAAGAAUGAAGCCGCGGCCAAGAUCCGCGAGCAGGUAGCGCUUGACACGCUCGACGAGCUUCUCGCAUAUCUCCUCCACCAGGGCGGUGCCGUGGGGAUCCUGGAUGCGACUAACAGCACCAUUCACCGGCGAAAACUUCUCGUAGACCAUAUCCAGGCGAGGGAGCCCAAGUUGGGCAUUCUCUUCAUCGAAAGCGUCUGUCAUGACCAAAAUCUCCUCGAGGCAAAUAUGCGGCUCAAGCUGUUUGGUCCCGAUUACAAGGACCAGGAUCCGCACAAAGCCCUGGAAGAUUUCAAGAAGAGAGUGAAGGCGUACGAGAGCGCCUACGAGCCGCUCGGGAAGUGGGAGGAGGACCACGACCUUCAGUACAUUCAGAUGAUUGAUGUGGGAAGGAAGAUCGUCCAACACCGCCUCAGAGGUUUCUUGAGCGGCGGCAUUGUUUCAUACCUCUCCACAUUCAACCUCUCGCCGAGGCAGAUCUGGAUCACCCGCCACGGCCAGAGUGAGGAUAACAGAGUACAAAAGCUUGGCGGCAAUUCGGAGCUGACGGAGCGCGGCCACUUCUAUGGGCAGGCUCUGUACAACUUCAUCACGUACAAACGGAAGGAGUGGCUCAUUCACCAGAAGAACAGGAUUGCCUCUUCCACGUUUCCGCCGAAGCCCGGCGACAACACGCCGCCGUAUCCGGAGCUGAACCAGGAGCUGGACGACAAAAACUUUUGCAUUUGGACCUCGAUGCUCAAACGCAGUGUGGAGACUGCGGAGUACUUUGAGGCGGACGAGGACUACGACGUCAAGGCCUGGGAGAUGCUGAACGAGCUGAACGCGGGCGAUUUUGAGGGCAUGACAUAUGAAGAAAUUGCCGAGCAAUACCCCGAGGAGUAUGCGAAACGGGCCAAGGAUAAGCUCCAGUACAUCUACCCCGGGGUAGGCGGUGAAGGCUAUCUCCAGAUCAUCAGCCGGCUCCGAGACAUGGUGCGCGAGAUUGAGCGUAUCACGGACCACGUGCUCAUCAUCGGGCACCGGUCGGUCUGCCGCGUGCUGAUGGCGUACUUCAUGGACCUCACACGUGACGACAUUGCGGAUCUCGACCUACCGCUCGGCAUCUUGUAUGCCAUUGAGCCCAAGCCGUAUGGCAUCGAGUUCCACGCCUACCGAUACAACGAAGAGACAUUCUGGUUUGACGAGAUGCCUGACUACAAGCCCCAGAGGACGGUCGACAGGAACUCGUGA